This is a messenger RNA of Galeopterus variegatus (Sunda flying lemur), 821 nucleotides long. Its product is annotated as hemoglobin subunit epsilon. Gene Ontology annotation, biological process: oxygen transport; hydrogen peroxide catabolic process. Gene Ontology annotation, cellular component: hemoglobin complex; blood microparticle; haptoglobin-hemoglobin complex. The record is from RefSeq and is a predicted model, not a curated record. The transcript has 3 exons. NCBI's taxonomy places the organism in Eukaryota, Metazoa, Chordata, Mammalia, Dermoptera, Cynocephalidae. Gene Ontology annotation, molecular function: organic acid binding; oxygen carrier activity; haptoglobin binding. The coding region runs from base 256 to 699 and encodes 147 amino acids.
CAACAAAAGAAGAAUGUCUCAGAAUUCAACACACAUUAUCAUAAACUAAGUGUACAUCCUUCACUGCUGACCAUCUCUUGACCUGGCUCCACCCCAGAGGGACACAGUUCAGCCCCAACCAAUGACUUCAAAGCACCAUGGAGAACAAGGGGCCUAAACUUCAGCAGUGAAGAAUAAAAGGCCACACCUUCCAGCAGCAGCACAUACCUGCUUCUGACACAGCUGUGAUCACCAGCAGCUCCAACACCUGACACCAUGGUGCAUUUCAAUGCUGAGGAGAAGGCCUCUGUCACUAGCCUAUGGGGCAAGGUGAUUGUGGAGGAAGCUGGAGGCGAAGCCUUGGGCAGGCUCCUGGUUGUCUACCCCUGGACCCAGAGGUUCUUUGACAACUUUGGCAACCUGUCUUCUGCCUCUGCCAUCAUGGGCAACCCCAAAGUCAAGGCCCAUGGCAAGAAGGUGCUGACUUCCUUUGGAGAUGCUAUUAAGAAUAUGGACAACCUCAAGGGCGCCUUUGCUAAGCUGAGUGAGCUGCACUGUGACAGGCUGCACGUGGAUCCUGAGAACUUCAAGCUCCUGGGUAACGUUCUGGUGAUUAUUCUGGCUAUGCAUUUUGGCAAGGAAUUCACCCCUGACAUGCAGGCUGCCUGGCAGAAGCUGGUGGCUGGUGUUGCCAAUGCUCUGGCCCACAAGUACCACUGAGUCCUCUUUCCAGUUUGCCAGUACCUCCGUGUGUCCCCAGUACCCUCCUUCUGUACGUGAGGACUGGGCUCAGCCUUGUGAACACAGUUUCUGUUUAAUAAAGUGCAUUCUAUUCAGAGAUC